Messenger RNA from Cyanistes caeruleus (blue tit), 318 nucleotides. The record is from RefSeq and is a predicted model, not a curated record. Lineage: Eukaryota; Metazoa; Chordata; Aves; Passeriformes; Paridae.
CGCUCCCUGCUCCCGGCGCUCCCGGGCCCGUCCCUUGUCCCGGUUCCGCUCCUCCUGUCCCGGGCGGGUAUGGCGGACGAGGGCGCCGUGACGGUGUGCGUGCGUGUUCGGCCGCUCAUCGCCAGAGAAAAUGCCUCAGGAGAUAAAGUGUCCCUGCACUGGAGAAGUGAGAAUAAUACUGUUUCCGACGUGAAUGGUACCAAAAUAUUUAGUUACGAUCGUGUCUUUCACUCAAGUGACAACACUCAGCAGUUGUAUGAUGGUGUAGCUGUUCCAAUUAUACAGUCAGCUGUGCGAGGCUAUAAUGGUAAGUUUUAA